AUGAAUCCAUCUGCUGUCAGCAAGUCAAGCACUCGCGGCUCUGGAUACCAUCAAAAAGCUCUAGCUGAGAUUCGUAAUUCUCUGCUUCCUUUCGCAAAUAUCGGAGGUACGGGGGAAGUAGGUUCCAGUGCCGCGAGUACAAUCUCCACUCUCUCGACGACCAGCGGUGUCAGCUCAGCAUCAGGUCUCAGUGGUCUAUCGGGUGCUUCUGGUUCUCUUGAUAAACCUGAACAACGACAACAGAUUGUCGGACAAAUAUCAGCUAUGGGUUUUCCGGAGGACAUGAGUUUGCGUGCCUUGAAGAUGACAGGCUGGCGGGUAGAAGCAGCGAUAGAUUUUUUAAAGCAAGCUCAAGGUGAAACACUAAACGGCUUACAAAAACUAAAUUCAAAACUAAUAAGAAAGCCAAGCCUUGAACGGGAGCUGAGUCUUCAACGAGGCAGUCCAGCAUUGGACAGCGGAGCGGGAAGUUCAAGAUCAGACAGUCCUCGGUUGGCCGAAUUAAGCCCACAUCCACAGCUAAGUCGUCAGUACUCACCGAAUAGUUUCGUUGAGCGAGAAACGCCACCUCCACCACCUCCGAGAUGCAGCUCAACACCACCUCCGCCUCCACCACCUCACGCACCUUACAGUCAGCCUACUGUACCUACAAAUAUGCAACAAAUGCUCAAACGAAUGUCCCCGGCGCCUGUUGUGCCAACACGAGCACCAGCAGCUGCUCCGGGGAGCUCUAAUUCAGCCUCAGGAUCUGUCAAUCCUCCUCAACGUGGCACCAGCCCCGUCGCAAGCUCCAGUAAUUCGUCCAAUGGACGACAGCCCAUGAUUGUACAAAAUGGACCGCAAGUUCAACAGCAGCUGUCUCAGCAGAUGCAAGCACUCAGCAUUUACCAGACAAGCAAUAAUAACUCCAGUACCCAGGUCGAGCCACCUCCGCCAUACCCGAUUGUUCCCUCCUCUACCGCGGGUACUGUACAGCCUCCUUCUUACAGCGCGUCGAUGCAGAACAGACAGAGUCCAACUCAGUCGCAACAGGACUAUCGAAAAAGUCCCUCUUCGGGUAUUUACUCAGGACCAACUUCUGCUGGUUCACCAAGUCCAAUAACAGUGUCGACAGUCCCUCCCAGUACUCAAGGAUCAAUGGCACGGCCAACACCACUCCAAGCAUGGGGUGCGAGGCAGGCUAAAACCCAACCACCGAUAAUAAUGCAGUCUGUAAAAAGUACUCAAGUUCAAAAGCCAGUUCUUCAGACCGCGAUAGCACCUACCUCACCUCAGCCUAUUUCUACGAGUAAUACACCACCUCCACCACCUCCUUCGUAUGCUACAUCGAUCCAGCAAAAGCAGCAACAACAACAACCUCCACCACCGGCUUAUCCUCCAGUUAAUAAUACCACUGCUGCUGCUACGGUUGCUGCUACACCCGUGACGAUAAGCCUAGGUGUUCCUACAACAGAACCGCCUAGUUACGCCACAACGAUGCAGGUUCUGGCAGCUCAACGCACUAUGCAUCACCCUCUACCACCUCCGCCGUACGGUACGCCAACAGAAGACCCCAUGGCCACUGUUGAGAAUACCAGUGCUCCACGUUCCUCGCCUGUAGCACAUCAUCCACCUCUCCAGAGAAAGUACUCGCCUGUCGAUAGUUGUCAGCAGCAUCAUAUAGAGUCACCACCGCUUCCACCAACUGCCUCGACUUCUGUGUCGGCAAGGAACACCAACAAUCAUCCACCUUCGCCGGAGAACUGUCCUUGCAAGGGUGGUCCCACCUCGCUGUACAAGAUAAAACACCAGUCACCUAUACCUGAACGCAAACACAUGAGUAAGGAGAAAGAAGAGGAACGUAGAGAUUGUAAAGUCAUAGUAAGCAGGAUUCAAUGGACCCAGCUGAUGACUGGAACAACGAGUGUCGUUGUUAUAAAUUGGGAAACAACGCUACACAUACCGAAGCAAGCUAAUCUCUCGCCUGAAGCCAAGGAUUUAAUCCUGAAGCUAUGUGUGGGUGCGGACCGUCGACUCGGUAAGAAUGCGGAUGAGGUGAAGAGUCAUCCCUUCUUUGAGAGCAUUGACUUCGAGAAGGGCCUGCGUCGUCAGGUCGCGCCGCACAUACCGCGCAUACAGUAUCCAACCGACACGAGCAACUUUGACCCCGUGGAUCCAGAUAAGCUUAGGAACUCGGAGACUUCGGAUUCAAAUAAAUCAGAUGAGCUACUGGACAACGGGAAACCCUUCCACGGUUUCUUUGAAUUCACAUUUCGUCGGUUUUUUGAUGACGGCGGUGGUGCGCCUUAUCCUAGUCGAAUAAGUUUGGAUGACAAUGACAACCAAGGCCCGGUCUAUGUUCUGUCAGCUCAACGCACUAUGCAUCACCCUCUACCACCUCCGCCGUACGGUACGCCAACAGAAGACCCCAUGGCCACUGUUGAGAGUACCAGUGCUCCACGUUCCUCGCCUGUAGCACAUCAUCCACCUCUCCAGAGAAAGUACUCGCUUGUCGACAGUUGUCAACAGCAUCAUAUCGAGUCACCACCGCUUCCACCAACUACCUCGACUUCUGUGUCGGCAAGGAACACCAACAAUCAUCCACCUUCACCGGAGAACUGUCCUUGCAAGGGUGGUCCCACCUCGCCGUACAAAAUAAAACUCCAAUCACCUAUACCUGAACGCAAACACAUGAGUAAGGAGAAAGAAGAGGAACGUAGAGAUUGUAAAGUGAGGAAUUAUUCUCCUCAAGCGUUCAAAUUCUUCAUGGAGCAGCAUGUUGAGAAUAUUGUUAAGUCUUACAGCCAACGAAUGUACAGGCGGGUUCAGUUGGAGAGAGAAAUGGCUAAAAUAGGACACAGUACUGAAGCUCAUUGUCAUAGUAAGCAGGAUUCAAUGGACCCAGCUGAUGACUGGAACAACGAGUGUCAGCGACGACGACACCGUGAACAUCAACGUUGUUUAACACAUUCUCUAGUGGGGAUGCCAAAUUAUAUCGCCCCGGAAGUUUUACAACGUACUGGUUACUACACGCAGUUGUUCGACUGGUGGAGUGUCGGUGUCAUUCUCUAUGAGAUGCUAGUUGGUUCGCCACCAUUUCUUGCCAAUACCCCUGCCGAAACACAGUUAAAGGUUAUAAAUUGGGAAACAACACUACACAUACCGAAGCAAGCUAAUCUCUCGCCUGAAGCCAAGGAUUUAAUCCCGAAGCUAUGUGUGGGUGCGGACCGUCGACUCGGUAAGAAUGCGGAUGAAGUGAAGAGUCAUCCCUUCUUUGAGAGCAUUGACUUCGAGAAGGGCCUGCGUCGUCAGGUCGCACCGCAUAUACCGCGCAUACAGUAUCCAACCGACACGAGCAACUUUCACCCCGUGGAUCCAGAUAAGCUUAGGAACUCGGAGACUUCGGAUUCAAAUGAAUCAGAUGAGCUACUGGACAACGAGAAACCCUUCCACGGUUUCUUUGAAUUCACAUUUCGUCGGUUUUGUGAUGACGACAGUGGUGCGCCUUAUCCUAGUCGAAUAAGUGUGGAUGACAAUGACAACCAAGGCCCGGUCUAUACACACAACGCCGUACUAUCUCUACCUGUACUACUCCACAUCUUGUAG
Cotesia congregata is the source of this 3585-nucleotide messenger RNA. Lineage: Eukaryota; Metazoa; Arthropoda; Insecta; Hymenoptera; Braconidae. The record is from the annotation of a GenBank genome assembly.